Molecule: messenger RNA, 6029 nt
Organism: Armigeres subalbatus
Lineage: Eukaryota; Metazoa; Arthropoda; Insecta; Diptera; Culicidae
Product: titin-like
Exons: 3
Coding region: 162-5423 (1753 amino acids)
Biological process (GO): regulation of DNA-templated transcription
Cellular component (GO): nucleus
Molecular function (GO): zinc ion binding; DNA-binding transcription factor activity, RNA polymerase II-specific; RNA polymerase II cis-regulatory region sequence-specific DNA binding
Source: RefSeq, a predicted model, not a curated record
UAGGAGGAGGCACAAGAAGAAGGAACAAAAAGUGUCAAAAAACAUGGAAGCUCUCCCGAAGUCGAGUCGAAUUGUGUGGUGCGAGUGAAAAAAUCGAUUUUUGAGGCCAAAACCCGUGUCCAAAGUGUGACUUCCGGCGGUCGGAGCAGAACCCCGGCACGAUGGAGCGUUUCGCGAUCAACAUUUUGCACAAGCGGAUCUACAAAAUCUGCCGCCUGUGCGGGGUGGAUCAGCCGCACAAGAUUCCGAUUAUUGAAGGGGCAGAGACCAUCAUAGUAGGCGACGAGGAUGAAGAAGCGUCGCUGGCAAAGAAAAUCGAAGAAUGCGUCGGAAUACAGGUUCACAAGGACGACAAAAUGCCGCAAAACAUUUGCGCUCUUUGUGUGGACAAGAUCAACGAUUUCUACGAAUAUCGAUUGAUGUGUGCGGCUACGAAUCUGCAGACGAGGUCCAUCUUGAACUUGAAUUUGGUGGAACCGUCGCGAAAGUUGCUGAACUUCGGGGAGAUAUCCAAAGUGGAGGAUGAUAAAAAGGAAGACGUAAAAAAGGUGGUGGAAGUAGCUACGAGCAGCAGCAGCAGCAUUAUUCCCAGUCCAGGCAAGAAGGGAAAGAAAAAGCGGGGUCCACCAUCUCCUUCACCUUCGCCAGCUCCGACAACGCGCAUUAAAGCUGCUGUGGAUGUGAAAGACGAACCAGUACCGGUUGUUCCAGUGAAAGCGCUCACCAAGAAGGAACGCAUGAAGCAAAUGCAACUUCAGAAAGAGAAGGAGGAACAAAAGAAAAAGGAGGAAGAAAUAAAAAAGAAGGAAGACGGACGGAAGAGAAAAGAAGAUGAAAAGAAGAAAGACGAUGAGAAGAAGAAAAAGGAAGAUUUGAAAAGGGACAGAAAAGACGAUAAACUUAAGAAAGAGAAGGUGGAAGUAAAACAACCGGAAGUCAAUGAGCAAAAACACACAAGAUCGAAAAGAAAGGAACCUUCUCCGGUGAAAGAAACAUCGGAAAAAGCUGAACCAACGGUUCCUCCACCGAAAAAAAUUAAAUUCGAACAUCCCUGUUCUUAUUGCUCGGAUGAGUUCAAAACACAAAGCGAAUUGGAUGGGCAUUUGGGGGCGAAGCAUACUGCACUUAUUCGUAAAUUUGGCUGCGCAUCUUGCCGGGAAACUUUCGAAACCGUGCUGGAAUCUAAAGAUCACAAUCUGUGGCAUCAAUUAACCCGUACUCCCUACACGUGCUUCAAGUGUAAACGAAAGUAUGAUAAAAACUUGGCUCUAGUCAAGCACAUGACGUUGAAUGCAUGUGGCCGAGUUGCUCGGGGAAGACCUCCGACCAUUCUGCCCGAUGUCCAAUGUCGAUUGUGCAACAAAAAAUUCAAAACUCAAAAUCUCUAUGAAUGGCACAGUUGCUUCCUCAAACCGAAGUCGAACUGUCCCAAGUGCGGAAAGUAUUUCGUCAAGAAGCAAAUUCUCUCUCGUCAUUACAUGAUGUUCUGCACCGGAACGCUUCCAACACCAGAGCCGGUAAUUAUUCCGAAAGCUGAACCUAUCGAUCCUGCGGACAAACCAGCGGCCUCGACAGCUGUAGCGACUAUCGCGGAACGCAGGAAACGACGUGUUGCAUUUGCUGAGCCUGAAUUGCCCAAGGAGGAAAGGGAAAUUCCGUUCCCACCACAGCUCGAACCGGAAGCAUCUAUUCCUUCUCCUGCUCCUACUCCAACACCAUCCGGGGGCAAAAAGAAAACUAGGAAAGAUUCAACACCUACUGUCACUAUCAAACCCGUGCCACCACCUCCUGCUGCAGCUGAGAAGAUCACAUCACUUUUGAAUUCGGGAGCCAAGUUGGAUCGCGACAGCGAUAUUGCCACUAUCAAUAAUCUCCUGAGCUCGGUAACAGAAGCCAUUGCCAGUAUUUCGGAAGCUAAGGCCAAGAAGAAGAAGAAAAAGAAAGAUAAGAACAAAGAUAAGGCUGAAGCGGAAAAUGAAGCGUCCGCACCCGCCCCAGCGCCGGUUGUGGAAGAACCCAAAAAGAGUACACCUGAAGUGGUAAAGAAACCGCUCCCACCACAACCACCACCAGCACCAGAGCCUCCUGCUGCAGAACCGAAGAGUGCAGAAGAGCUCGAAGCGUAUGCUCUUGCGCAAGAAGUAGGCGAAAUGACCUUGGAUCAGCAGCUGGCCUUCUGCUCGGGGAAAUUGCCGCUCGUUGUGCUGAACAAGACAUCUUUCAAGCAGGAAUGCACCGAGAUCGAUAUGGAACCAUCACAAUUGCAAGAGCCCAUGGAGGAGGAAACCGAACCCGACCACCAGGUUACGGUUGAGAACGGAGAGGAGGAAGAUAAUGGGUACGACGAUGAGGCAGCGAACGAUUAUUCAGAUUUCCAGAAUGAUGAUGACCAUAACAACGAUGAUGAGCCACAGCAGGCCAGUGCCGAGGAGGAACAUACUGAAACAGAAGAAAACCAGCAAACCGAAGAGGUGCAAUUCCCAAUGCCAAUCAAACAAGAAAUUGAAUCGGAGGAACCCACAAUUGCACCAGAAACUCCGGAACAAGAAGAACCGGCAACACCCGAGCAGGAAGAAUCGAUAAUACCCGAGCAGGAAGAAUCGAUUACACCCGAGCAGGAAGCGGAAACACAAUUAUCUUCUGUGAACGAGGCACCUCUACUCGAAAAAGAAGCUCGGCCACCUUCGGUACAAGCUCGUGCAAAAACCCCGAAGGAUCAGGAAUCUCUUUUCGACAGUCAACUAGCGAUAAAUAUCAAGAAAGAGCCGGGUCUCGAAGAAGACCAGCAACCUGCCCUAAAACGGAAACGUCCCGAGUCACGUACAUCUGCUGUUGGUUCUCCAGCUUCUCUGAGCUCAACGCAAAGUCCAACACAAGACUCUCCUAAACUCAUACUGAAAAUUAGGAAAAAUGUGGUCGAACCUGCGAAAAAAGCAAUCAAAACCAUUGUACUGGACGAUGAUGACGAUGACGAAGAGGAACAAAGCGCGCCUGACAACCAGCCAACCAAGAAGCAAAAGAUUUACAAGAAGCCCGAUUUCCUGGCGGUCAAGAUUAAACAAGAGAAAGUUGAUCCGACCUACGAACGCCCAGAGCCAACCAUUGUCAACCAAGUUGAACUGCCUGGUGGCAUUCGCAUCAAACAAGAACGGCCCGAUCCCGAUGAAGAACCGGCCCAUGUCGAGGAAAAUUCUGCGCCGACUCCACCACCUCAGAAAAAAUCGCGUCUGUCUCGUAAGGAUAAGCCAGCCUCCCCGGUCAUCGCAUUCGAUGGAGUUCGCAUCAAACAAGAAAAACCGGAUGUUACAAAAUCUAUCGCUGAAGCGCCUCCACCAGAAGAUCCUAAGCCUCAGGAGAAGAAGAAGAAGUCUAAGGGUAAAAUCAAUCCUUUCGCUUUGCUUCGACAGAAGUUGGCAGCUGAAGCUGCAGCGAAACAAGCCGAAGAAUCUGCUGCUCCUCCACAGGCACCAUCUCCGCUGCCGGUAAUUACCAAUGUGGUAGGAAACGCCCCCACGCCUGCCAUGUCCUCCUCGUCGAGCAGUUCCUCCGGUGCAACCACUCCCAUGGUGGAAUCUGACACGGAGAGUGAACGAAGAGUCCCAGUGAUCGCACAGGUAGCAUCCAUAGCAUCCGCGAAGGUAAGCGAACCGGAGUUCCCAGUACCAAUCAAACAGGAACCGGUGGAUGAGCCAGAUGAAGAAGAAGAACAAGAUGAGCACAAUCCAUCGGAAGCAGAAUCCACCAAUCAGGAGACCGACGAUGGCUUCCCAAUACCCAUCAAACAGGAACCCCCUGAAGAGCAAUCUGCAGGUGAAGGUUUAUCCACUCCCGAAGAGCCAUCCUCUCCUGACGAACCGGAAGAGCCCGAGUUGCCCCGGCCGAUAAAGGAAGAGCCGAAAGAAUCUCAACCGGAACAUGCUGAAAGUGCAGAUGCGUCGGAGGAAGAACCGGAACAGUCGCAAGAUGAGCCAGCCGCAAACGACACUGAGGAAGAACAUGAAAAGCAAGUAGUUCCAUCGGCGACUAGCGAUAGUAAAAUAGAAGACGAUGAUCAGGAAGACAAGCCAGAAACUGAGCAGCAAAAUAAUGAAGUUGAAGAAAAUAAGGACUUGGAUGAUGAAGAAGAAGAUGAUGAAACGGAUGAGGUUCAUCAAAGUUCCCAAAACGAGGAAGUAGAGCCAUCGGCGGACACCGAAGAACAGGAGAAGGAAGCACGGAAUGACGAUGAUGAUGAAGAGGAAGAGGAGAGUUUGUCUGCAGUAGAAGCAAAGGAAGAUGUAUUAGCGUCGAAGGAGCAAAAAAUUGAACAAACCAUAGAUGAGAACAAUGAACAAGAAGAAGAGGAACAAGUUCAGCACAAUACAGAUGACGAGAAAGUGGAUUCAUCACAGGCGACUGAAGGUGGGGUUGAAAAUACUGAACACCAAGAGAAAGAUGAUGACGGUGGUGAUGAAGAUCAUAAAGAACAGGAAGAUGUUCCUUCGCUUACGAUCGAAGGUACGAAAAACGAAGAAGCUGAUGAGAAUGAUAAUGAUGAAGAAGGAGAAAGUUCCUCAUCUCCGGUGGACAAAACAAAUCUACCUGCACCAAACGAAGAUCAAGAGAAAGAAGACUCAGAAGACGGAAAUGAGCUCGAGGAAAACGUGCCUGCUGUGGCCCAACACAUAGAAAAGAAAUUAGACGAUCAGAAUCAGUUGAAUGAGAUUGACGAGAUGGAAAAUUCCACGUCGCCUAUUUCAGAUAUUCCAAUGGACGAUUAUGAUCAAAACUCGAAAGGACAGGAGGAACAAGAACCAUUGGAAGAAAACAAAAGUCCUCCCGUAGCAGACAGUCCGCAAGAAUCGGAAACAAAUAGGUUAGCAAUUCAGCCCAACAACGAAAGGCACGAUAGGCCAACGGAGGCACAUCGGGAAUCGAGCAGUAUUGCAGAAUCUUCUGAAGCUUUAUCAGUACCACCGGAACCAUCGUCGACCAGUGAUGGGUGUUCUGAUACUCGCUUGGAAUCGCAGCUGGAGGAAUUGCAGAAUCUUCUCACGGUAGGACUGCAACAGCCUCUGCCAGAUUCAUCACAAUUUCCGCAAACCAGCUCACUCGCCACUGCCAGCAAUAAUGACCAGAGCAUGGUUCAAAGCUCUUCCAUUGGAUCGAGCGUUGGUAACAACGUCGGUGUCAGCGGAUUGGACGAUGACCUGGACAGUUUACUGAACAAUAAGCUAGAGGAAAUAACGGCGGCCCAGCCGUUGAGCGCCGGACCCCCGCAAGAUGAUAUCAAUAUGGCCAUCGAGCGGGAGCUUUUGCAUGAAAUAAUGCCAAUUGGGUCGGAGAUAAGUGCUACCAGCGGCCAUAGCGCCGGAACUGGUGGGCUGCUAGAAGUAGGGCAAGACAUACUGCAGGAAGGCGCUGGCAAUAGCGCCCAGCAGUAAUCAUAAUUCAUUAUGCAUUUUUGAAAUCCCAAGUGUUUAAAACCCAAUCCUACUGCACUACAGUCUACCUUUCUAUUUAGUAAAAGCCUAUUAUUAUGAUUCGAAAAGUUGUUAGGCUGCACAACAAUCACAAACACACAUACACAUUUUAAAAUCAUUGCAUAGCAAGGUUUAGCUACCCAAAAGUAUAGUUUUUGCUCUGCCGUUUAUGGGUAUUCAAUGUCGUUCAACAGAGUCUGUAUAUUUUAUUUUUGCACCUAUUUUUUAUAUUUUUUGUGACCACUUUUCUUGGAGCAGAAACAAGUCCUAAUUUCAUUGAAUAAGAAGAAAAUCACUGCUGUACUCUCUUUUGUUACAUUGCCUAUUUUAGUUUUAUCAUUGGAUUGAUUCCAAUCAUACAAAAAGAAGGAACCCAUAAUAUAGAUUCUGACUGUAACAGUAGUAAUCCCCCCCAUCUUAGAUGUAUGUCGGUAAGAGAAUGUAAUAAGUUCGGUAUUUAGGAAAUGAAAACGGACAGUUUAGCAACUGCGACGGAAAAAUAGUGGCUCAGUGAAUAACAAUAUUGAUUGCGCUAUUGAAUAAAGUAUAAUAAACCAUAAAAUUGUG